CCCCUCUUCGCGCCUCCAAAUGCGGAACUUGCUCUAAACUGCUUCCACCCGGUCAGAGUGAGCCUCCACGCCAAACAACACACCAACACGCCGCAAAUAAUCCUCUUACGCACUUCACCAACCGGAGAUUUAACCCAUCGACAUGCAUAUUAAAACAGGUACCUGGGAGUCAAAUAAUGCCGUGUGCGAGUCUGACACGUUGUGUGACCCUGCCGUCCUCGUCGCUCCUCCCCAAGCUGAGCCACACAUCCGGAACCGGCGGCUUUCCCCUGGCUCUGGCAGCUGUGGCGGAGGUGGAGGUGGCUGUGCCGCCAGAGUGGACACACUUUCCCCCCAUCAGACAUCAAACAGCCCUCAUCAUGAAGGAUCUUCACAUGGAACUGUUCACACACAAUCCUUGAACAGGGAGCACAGGGCUCAGAACAGGGGCAGAGGCCCUCGGCGUGAGGGAGCCAGUCAAAAACUCCAUAAAUCCUCUCAGGCACAGAAGGAGAGGUGGAUGGGAGAAACCUUGUCAUCGCUCAGACCUCCUCCCGCCUUCCCGGUGAAGGACAGCCCUGCCAAGCUGCAGCCAGCGGUCAGUUAUGCCUCCAAGGUGAAGGCGGGCGGAUACUCUGGGGGCGUGGCUGAAGAGCCACCUGGCAUCGGGGCACUUCUGCAGAAUCAGUGGGGACUCAGCUUCAUUACUGAUGGUCCAGUGAUGGAGAACUCCGCUUCAGUCGCUGAAGAGGUUACAGAGCAGAGUCCACCUGUGAUUGUUCAUCACGUUGCUGGAGAAAUGGUUUCAGAAAACUCAGCGGCUUUGCCGAGCCAGUGCUCAAAGGAGCCUGAGGAUUCUGCACAGCUGCUGCUCACCUGUCGCCAUCUAAUGGAAGCCGCGCAGUAUCAUACACAAGAAUGGAGUGCAGUCUUCAGGAAACAAAAAGAAGAUCCUGUGAAGGUCGUCUGGUACACGGACUCGUCAUAGCAGCUUGCACAGCACACUUCGGCUAAUUCAUCCUCACACACUCGUACUCCACGCACCUUUAUAUUCUCUCUAGCACACUUACAAUUACACACAGACACACAGACACACAUCCAGUCUUUGCACUCAUCUUCACUCCAAAUUCCCCUUCCCCACAUGAAGAAAGAAAUGUCUCCGAUGCAUGGAUGCCUUAAAACUUAACAUGGCGUGGAGACCUUUCCACACAUCCUUUAUUUUAUCAUGGUGGAGAACACUGUUUACUUUUUAUAGAAUAUCUUUAUAAAGAUCUGGCAAUUUUAUUGUAAGGGGCAAAACUUUACUUUAAUGUAGCUUUUUAGCCCCACUGUUUUGCUCUUUCUCCCCCAUUAUAAAGUGUUUCUGUACUCACAGUGAAGACCUCCAUCUCUCUGGAACCUCUGUAAUUUUAGAAGUCUUCUUAUUUUUGUGUUUACGUCCCAUACCUAUCAUGUGUGUACCUUACAUGGGUGGCAUUUACAUGGGCACAGCUGACAUGCUUUGUCAGCAUCAGUGCUCUAAUUUCCGUUCUUAGUGCUGUUUUUAAAAUAUUUCCACCCUAACUUGAAUGUAAAAUGUACAAUAGAGAUCUUUUUAAAGGGGCACUGGAAGAGAUUUAAGUGAAGUGUUGCAGAAUAAAAGCAAAGUAUAAAACCAUUGUCUAUUUUUUAUUACUACGUGCAGAGAAAUGUACUUACCGAAAAAAAAGGGGGGGAAAACUCAGGUUAUCUUGCUACCUUUGGUUUUGAACCUUGUGUUUACUAAAAUUUGAUUAAAAUUGUUUACAGUUACUUCAAUUUUAGAAUUUCCGGUUCUUUUUUUCAAGUAUGUUGGUGUUGAAGUUGGCAUUUUAAGUGGGCAGUCACCUUUUCAGCAAACAAAAAAACAUUUUAUUAAAAUGUAGAAGUGACGAGUUCGGUACAUGGCUCUGUAAUCUCUAAUAUGUGUUUUGUUAAAGCUAUUGGAUGUAAAACAGCAUUUUUAGAAAUGCUAGAACCUGGUGUCUAGGCUUGUCUUGACUUUUUGCAGCUUAACUUUCCAGUGUCACUUUACAUUUCUACACAUACGGUAAUGAAUCAUGGGUAAAAUUCUGUUGUGUAUUGUUUUCUAAAGUAUGACGCCAGGCAGACGACUGUUGGCUUUGUUUUAUGUAGAUAUGUGAGAUGUUCUCAAAUGUAUCUGUUUAGAUACUAAAUCCAAUUGUUCAAUAACAAUAAUCUUCAAAGCAACAAGUUUUCCCUAAGGUCUAAAGUUGAAUACGAUCAAACCACACCUCUAAAAUGUUUUGAUUUGGUUAUUUGUUGAUGACUUAAUAGGGAAGAAAAUAAACUCAGGAACUACA
Molecule: messenger RNA, 2321 nt
Organism: Pangasianodon hypophthalmus (striped catfish)
Lineage: Eukaryota; Metazoa; Chordata; Actinopteri; Siluriformes; Pangasiidae
Exons: 4
Coding region: 143-967 (274 amino acids)
Cellular component (GO): cytoplasmic stress granule; nucleoplasm
Molecular function (GO): RNA binding
Source: RefSeq, a predicted model, not a curated record